AUGUCCAUUAAGCCGCUGCCUGAGGACGUCAUCCGCCGCAUCAUGUCCUCGGCAACCAUCACCUCUCUCAACGCCGUCGUCUGCGGCCUCGUCAAGAACUCAUUCGAUGCAGGCGCAACCAGGAUCAACAUCACCGUCGACUACUCUCGGGGCAACUGCACAGUCGAAGAUGAUGGGCUUGGAAUCCUGCCAAUCGAAUUUCGGGAGGCUGGCGGACUAGGCAAACUGUACCACACAUCAAGACACUCCCCCGAGAGCGAAGUCCACGGCGCCAACGGCAACUUCCUCGCCUCACUCGCCGCAUUGUCUCUGCUUUCCAUCACCUCUCAUCACCAUCUGCAUAACUCCCAAAACUCUCUGACGCUCCACAACGCCAAAGUCUUGGCACGCAACGUCCCUGCCUUACCGGAACAGCGUCUCCUUGCCUUUGCCCAUGGAACUCGAGUCAUCGUUAGGGACCUUUUCGGCUCUAUGGCCGUCAGAGUCAAGCAGAGAGCUAUGGCCUCUGAGAAAGCUGCCGUCGACAAGGAAUGGUCCCGCCUGGUUCACGACCUCGCCGCUCUCCUGCUGGCGUGGCCGACGCCUGUUGCCCUCUAUGCCCGAGACACCAUCCACAAUAACGAGAUACGCUUCAAGCCCACCUCAACGUCAAUGGCAACUCGCAGGGCCCAAUUUAUCAGCUUUGGUGUUCACCCCGUGGCUAACGAACACGGUACCAAUGUGUUGUAUACCGAAGUCAAUCGCGUCUUUGUCAACUCCGGUUUUGCGAUUGAAGAAGAUGUGGACAUGUCACUGGACCAGGACGAACUACUGGAGAGCCUCCAAGGUCUCGCUAACAGGAAUGUUCGACCGAAGAGGGGCUUGGAUCAUUGGCCCAUGUUCCACUUCAAAAUCUCUUCCUCAUCGGGAGUGCGGCCUCUUUUGACUUCUUCUUUUGAAGACCUCCUAGAGGAACGCAACCGGACACUAUCAGAUAUGAUCGACUUGCUCAAGCUGGUUUGUUACGAGUUCCUGAAGAAAUAUCACUUCCGCCCUCAUAGAUUCAAUGAUUCUUUGCGACGACCGGGUUAUGAAGGAAAGGAUGAAGGUGCUCAAUCAUCUGGCAGACCCGGUAAACGGUCGAGGCCUGUUUCAAUGGCAUCAAGCCGCUCAAAUUCCGCCACGCCUAACCCAAGACCAGACUCACCAUUUGAUCUCUGGCAACGAAUCAAAUCUGGGCAAGUAUCGGCGGCCACUUCCAAGUCUGGGCAAUCCACACCGAUAUCGUCUACAGCAAGUCCACUAGCGACAGCAGUGUCAUCCGUAAACGAGGAAGAGGAGCAAGACUUACAACCAAGCUUGCGCUUUCUCGAUGAUUCAGGCAAUGUUUUGCGCAGACCUUUCGGAGAUGUGCCUCUUCUCGCAUCGCCAAAAAAGGCCGCGCUUCCAGGCCAAGCCUCAAGCUCGGAGUCCUCCCCAGAAGACGCUGGACAAUACGCAGCUACAGAGACUGGAUUAGCGGAAUCAGCACAACCACAAGAAGUAUCACAGGACUCAUCCCAGUUUCCCAACGUUAAUACCCCAUUUACAUCGGCAUUCCAGCGAUUCAAAGAAAAUACUGCUCAGCCAGCAAAAGAACCCAGCGACUGGUUUAAAGGAGUGCUGUCAAAAUGGGAGAACCCUGUCUUCGAGCCGGUUCAACCUUUCGUCCCUCGCGUUGAUGAUACAUCUCUGGGCGGAGGCGAUGAAGAUGUUGGGUCGACACAGGCGAUUGAUGCUGGAUGUUGCCACCACACAUCCAUGUCCAAUAUCAAGCUGACUGGGCGCAUCUCCAAGGCUGCUCUAGCUGGGGCUGAGGUCGUGUCGCAGGUUGACGCAAAGUUUAUCCUUGUAAAACUACACCGAGAACAGGUGUCUGGUAGAGCACGGCCGGAGCUUCAACGGAACUCAGUUUUGGUACUUGUCGAUCAGCAUGCCGCAGAUGAGAGAUGUCGACUAGAGGCACUGAUGCAAAACUACUUUGAGAAGGCGGAUGGGUCCGACGAGGUGAUUGCACGGACGCAGGCUCUUGAUAAGCCCCUUCAGUUCGAGUUUUCCAACAAGGAGCAUCUUUUACUGCGAAGAUAUGCUCAUCAUCUGCGUCGAUGGGGCAUCUUCUACACGCUGGGGGAUCAAGAAACAAAUGAAUGGCGGCACAAGAGCAGGCAAUUAGCCAAGGUUGAGGUGCUGAGUCUCCCACCAAGCAUCUAUGAGAGAUGCAAGACGGAUCCGAAGCUGCUUGCGGAGGUCUUGCGGAACGAGAUAUGGAAGCUUGAGGAGGAGGGCAGACCGACUACUCGGCCCUUUACUGCUGCCAAAGGUAUCGCCGGUGGUGAGAUCGACUGGGUAUCCAAUUUCCACGGUUGCCCUCAAGGAAUCCUCGACCUGUUACACUCGAGAUCUUGUCGAAGCGCCAUCAUGUUUAACGACAUUCUGUCAAAAGACGAGUGCGAAGAUCUGGUGCGACGGCUGGCGGCGUCAUUGGAGUGCGAGGCACCGACAUCGACCGACACCCAGCGUCGCCCUCGACACAACUCACACCGCCGCGCCUCCGACGAGCCUUCGACGCCGAGAGAUGUAGCCAUGGCCUUUCAGUGGAAGGCAUUCGACUUCUUCGACGUCACCCAGGUCCGACUCGCCGACGACGAGACCCGCGCCUUCUUCGAGAGCAACGAGAUCGCUAGUGUCUGCUCCGGCUCCGACAGCCUCUUCCUCGGGAGCUACGAUGGAUUCGUGCGGAUCGUCGGCUCGAGCUGGAAGAUCGUCAAGAGCUUCCAGGCUCACGAUGUCGGGACGAUCACACACAUGCGCCAGAUCGAGGGGACCAGCUUGCUGGUAACGGUCGCUGAGGACCUGAGCAGCGAGCCGGUGCUGAAGAUCUGGGCUUUGGACAAGUUGGUUAAGAAGACCAACAUGCCGACUUGCCUGAGCACCCUGAACAUUACGAACAACAAGAAGCAGUUUCCGAUAUCAGCCAUCGACCUCCUCGACAACUUGACGCAAGUAGCGGUCGGCUUCGCCAAUGGUGCCGUGACGCUGAUCCGAGGCGAUCUCAUCAACGACCUGGGCGCCAAACAGCGGACCGUACACGAGUCGGAGGAGCCCGUCACGGGCAUCGAGCUGAUGACCGAUGUUCAGGGUGUAACGACUCUCUUCAUCUCCACGACGGCUCGCAUCUUGAAGCUGGCCAUCUCUCGACGAGGCCACAGCUCACCGCCCAAGACGGUGGAGGAUCUGGGCUGCAACGUGGAUUGCAUGACUGUCGACAAAAAGACGGGCGACGUUGUUGUGGCUAGGGAGGAUGCUAUCUAUACGUACACGUUGGAGGGCAGGGGAGCGCCGCGGGCAUACGAGUCGCCCAAGCGGUUGGUAUCGAUCUACCAAGACUACGUCGCGUUGAUCUGCCCCCCGUCAUCUCCGACCACCGAUAAGCCCUCGGACACCAUGCGGCGGCGCUUUGGCGGUGGAGCUGCCGAUGCCCUCUUCAACGCGUCGACUUUUGUCCUCUUGGAACCGGACCUGAGGGUGAUUGGACACACGCAGUCCCUGAUAUCGCCGUUCAAGGCCAUCUUCCAGAUCUGGGGCGACCUCUUUGUCCUUACCCAGGACGGCAAAGUGAACCGCUUCCACGAAAGGACUCUGCAACAGCGCUUGGAGAUGCUCUAUCAGCGCAACAUGUUCCCCUUGGCCAUCGAGCUGGCGCAGAAGUCGAAGAUGGACGCGACGCAGCAGAGUGGCAUUUUCCGAAGGUUCGGCGACCAUCUGUACCAGAAGGCCGACUAUGACGGCGCGAUGGUCCAGUACAUCAAGGCCAUUGACACGACGGAGCCUUCACAGGUUAUCAGAAAAUUCCUCGACACUCAAAGGAUACACAAUCUUAUCCAGUACCUCGAGCAACUACACGAGCAUCGCAAGGCGACGGCAGACCAUACAACACUGUUGCUCAACUGCUACGCCAAGCUCAAAGACAUUGACAAGCUCGAAGCCUUUAUCAAAUCUCCGGGUGAUCUGAAGUUUGACCUCGAGACCGCCAUAUCGAUGUGCAGGCAAGGAGGCUACUAUGAACAAGCGGCGUACCUUGCUAAGAAACACGGUGAAACCGACCUGGUCGUGGACAUCCUCAUUGAGGAUUCGAAGAAAUACGCAGACGCGCUGGACUUUAUCUGGCGCCAGGAUCCGGAGGUGGCAUAUCCCUGUCUCAAGAAAUACGCUCGGGUCCUCAUAGAGAACUGCCCGAAAGACGCAACUACACUCUUCAUCGACUACUACACAGGCAAAUACCGUCCCAGGAUACACAUCAUCCCCAUUGAAGACAAUGAAGAGAGUGUCGCAGCUGGAGGCUAUGUUGCAGGCGCCGCGAAUGCCGUCCAGAACCUUUCCAACUUCCUUCCCUUGCCGUACAUGAACACAUCCUCUAUCUCCAGUCCUUCAACACCAGGAAACCAGACGAAGCCGAUUAAUGGCGAUGCCUCUCUCGUCAUGAAUCCCGAAGACAUUCCAGCACCAAAGUACUCGCCACCGCGGCCACGGACGGCCUUCUCAUCAUUCAUCGACCACCCCGAUGAGUUCAUCGUUUUCCUAGAAGCCUGCCUCAAGGAGCCAGCUCUGGAGGAGAAAGACCGAACAGAUUUAUACACGACAUUAUUCGAGAUGUACCUCCACAAGUCCAACGAGAAGAAGGGGGAUCAGCACAAGGAAGAAUGGGAGAACAAAGCCAAGACGCUCAUCGAGGGCCAAGACAUACCAAUGGAGAGCUCGAAUGUCCUUCUUCUCUCCCACCUCUCAGACUUCAAAGACGGCACAACGCUCGUCAAGGAGCAAUCAGGCCUUCUCUUUGACAUCUUCCGCUCCUACACGUCAGCCAAGGACACCCGCGGCGCCAUCAAAGCCCUCCGCAAGUACGGCCCGGAGGAGCCCCAGCUCUACCCAGCAGCUCUGGCCUACCUGACCUCGGACCCCCGCAUCCUCGAAGAGGCCGGCCCCGUCGAGCUCUCCAACGUGCUCGGCAAGAUCGACCGCGACGGUCUCAUGGCCCCGCUGCAGGUCAUCCAAACGCUCGUCGGCCAAAACGGGUCCUCGGCAGGAGGCGGCGUCGCGACGAUGGGCAUGAUCAAGCCCUACCUGCACGAGACGAUCGAUCGCGAGCGCAAGGAGAUCGCCGCCAACCGCCGCCGCAUCACAGCCUUCCGCAGCGAGACUGAGCAUAAGCGUGCCGAGCUCGCCGAGCUUGGCUCUAAACCCGCCGUCUUCCAGUCCUCCCGCUGCUCCGUCUGCACCGCGCAGCUCGACCUGCCGGCGGUCCACUUCCUCUGCAAGCACAGCUUCCACCAGCGCUGCCUGCGCGUCGAGGGCGAGUGCCCGCAGUGCGCCACCGACAACGCCACCAUCCGCGCCCUACGCAAGACGCAGAUCGAGACGGCCGGCAAGCACGAGCUGUUCAAGGCCGAGCUGGAGAGGAGCGAGGACCGCUUCGGCACCGUCGCAGAGUGGUUCGGCCGCGGAGUCAUGGGGGCGCCUAAUGCUGAUACCACGUAG
Messenger RNA from Colletotrichum siamense, 5553 nucleotides. Its product is annotated as Vacuolar protein sorting-associated protein 11-like protein. Gene Ontology annotation, molecular function: protein-macromolecule adaptor activity; protein binding; ATP binding. The coding region runs from base 1 to 5553 and encodes 1850 amino acids. The record is from RefSeq and is a predicted model, not a curated record. The transcript has 10 exons. Gene Ontology annotation, biological process: vacuole organization; organelle fusion; vesicle-mediated transport. Lineage: Eukaryota; Fungi; Ascomycota; Sordariomycetes; Glomerellales; Glomerellaceae. Gene Ontology annotation, cellular component: HOPS complex; endosome.